Molecule: messenger RNA, 1314 nt
Organism: Dreissena polymorpha
Lineage: Eukaryota; Metazoa; Mollusca; Bivalvia; Myida; Dreissenidae
Exons: 2
Coding region: 93-596 (167 amino acids)
Source: RefSeq, a predicted model, not a curated record
AGGUGAUACAAAUGUAUACUUGUUUCUAACCACACACAUACCAAUAUUUAAACGCAAAUAAAACUGAAGAAAAAACAGGAUCGGUUACGUACAUGGGAUUGAGUAAAUAUGUGGAGGGAGACGAGUUUCGAACUGCUUUCAAGGAACUAAAAACAUUAAAGGCAUGCUUUCCUUCUGUACCAUUUGUUGCACUAAGUGGAACACUUACAUCUGAACAGAAGAAAAACUUACCAAAGCAACUAUGUUUAAGUAACUACACCGUCAUCGAAAGCAGUCCGGAUAAGCCAAAUCUUUUCUUAGAGAAGUUUGACAAGGGAAGUUCGUGUGAUGUGGAAGGUGAAUAUGAAGCAGUUACCCAUGGAAUAUGUGACAGGCUGUUUCAGGAAAGGGAAAAGUUUCCGGUCACAAUGUUAUUUCUCCAAGUGUACUAUAUGAGCCAAGUUCUUAUGUACUUAAAUAGUAUUUUUCAACCCACAAGCAUUGAUACUGCUUUGAACAGUGCAAUCUGCUCAGGACAGAAUGAAUAUGUGAUUGACAGGACAGUGAAUGCAAUGAACCGCAGUGUAAGAGAGUGUUCUAAACCUCUUAACUUGUGAAAGUUCUGAAGAGUUGUGUGGGACGAAGGAAUUUGGCGGGGAAGGAAGAAAAGGGUGAACGAACAACCCAAUAGGAACCUUUCUCUCAAUCAAUCUUUCAUUCAAACAUAAAACAUAAAGAACAAUUGGACGGUUACGGUAAACAGUGUUCACACGAAAGCACGUGCAGCAGUUGGAUAGCCUCGGCCGACUUCGUAGAUAUACAUUGUUAAAUGUAUAAAUCCGAAGUAUUCCGAUUCACCCAACAACAGCAGACGACACAAUGACAAAUCACCUUGACAAUGACAAACGAGGACAAACGGAAAAGUCGGCGCAUGCGCGAUUACAAUUAUACGUUCGCGUGCACUUUAACUAUGAAACGACGCAUGCAAAUUCAAUAUAGGUGAAAACGGACAUAAAGAAAAUGUCAAACUGUGACACAUUUAUGAAUAACCAGCUUUCCGUACUCAUAUUUUCAUUGAAUUGAUUACGCAAUUUAUGACGUAUCUCAUGUGACGUAAUUUAAAUGACGAAACUAGCUAGACGCUUUGGAUUUAAGGACAACAACAAAUCGGACUUGGAGUGUUUUUAUUUAACAAUUAAAUAUUUUUUAAGCAUUUAACGAUUAGUGUGUGUAUUUACGAUGGAUUAUUAUAAUAUAAUGAAUGUGAAUAACAGUGUUGGGAUAUAGAGCUAAAUCUCGAAUGAAACUGGUGAGACUGCAUUUUCGAUUUCGUUU